AUGGCAGAUUUGCCUUCUGCAGCGGCUCAGGCAAGAACAAUGAACAAGUGCCCCGCAUUGGUGUAUAGGUGUAAAGUGUGCAGAUAUGUUGAAAGUGACCCGAUUUUAAUGAAAAAUGUCAUUGAAAUUAUGAAUGAGUUGAAAAAUGAAUUAAAAGAUGUGAAAAAUGAGGUGCAAGUGUUGAAAAAUGAAUUAUUCAAAUCAAACGCGAAUAAUGAAACACCUUUGAGUUGGUCAUCGAUGACGAAAAGAUUUAGAGAGAAUACAUCAAAAUCAGUUGUUGUCGUGAAUUCGAAAGACGUAAAUGUCAAAACUGCUGAGUUGAAAAAGUUAUUAAAAGAAAAACUUAAGGAUGAAAAUGUUGAAAAAGUAAACACUAUACCAACAAGCAAGAAUAAUGGAAUCAUUGUGGUGUGCGAAAAUGAUAUGGAGAAAGAAAAAGUACGUAAAGCUGUUGAAAAAAACGUGGAUGAAUGCGUAGUGACGGAGCCUAAGAAGAAAAAUCCAAGAAUUAAAAUACUUAAUGUAGAGUUGGAAAGUGAUGAAGAAAAAAAUAGUGACGCGAUUAUUGAACAAAUUAAGCGAAGAAAUGAAAAUAUUUUUGGUGACUUCAGCAUAUUUCAAAAGUUUGAGCAUGUAGUUACUGUUCCAAGAAAAAACAAAGGAAAAAGAGUUCAAAAUAAAUACGACAUUAUUUGUUCUACCGACCCAAAUACAUUUAAAAAGAUUAUGGAAGCAAAAAAAAUAAAGUUUGGUUUUCAGCAAUGCAAUGUGGUCGAUGGUACUUAUGUUCCAAGAUGUUUCAGAUGUUACGGCUUCUUCCACAAAGCUGGUGAUUGCGAUAUUUGCGACGAAAAUGAGAACAUUUGCAUCAAGUGGGGUGGAAGAAAUCAUAAAAAAGCAAAAUGUACAGCAGAAGUUAGUUGCAACAAUUGUACCGAGUAUAACAAAAAAAAUAAGAAUGCGAAAUUAGAUGUAAAGCAUUCAAUUAUUGAUUUUGAAUGCCCAUGCUAUCAAAAGGCAUUUAAAUCGCACUUUCGAUGA
Molecule: messenger RNA, 1044 nt
Organism: Chironomus riparius
Lineage: Eukaryota; Metazoa; Arthropoda; Insecta; Diptera; Chironomidae
Source: the annotation of a GenBank genome assembly